UGCGCCCGGGAUAGCACCGUCCCGCUGGCCAGGAGUUGGGAUACUAGACGACGAGGUAAGUCCGCGAAGCAGCAGAUCGGGGACGCGAGGCGGAAAUGCUCCUGUUACCUGUGGUGGCGACGCUUCCGGACCAACCGGAAGCGUACCGCCGGGAACUACAACUCCCAGGAGCCCGCGCGGUGCGCCCUGUUAGACGCCGGGGGAGCGGCCGCCAUUGUCCGCCGCCGAAGUGAGGCGGUCGCCGAGGCGGUGGGGCUGCAGCCGAUGCAGCCACUGAGGGCUAGGAGGGUCGGGAGAACGAGCGGAAAGGCGCGGCGCCUGCGAGCGGGACCGGCGCGGUGCGAGGGCGGGUUCCACGUCUACCCUUUCCGUGCUGGCUUCGCGUCCCCGUUUCCCUUAGUUCUCCCGCCUCCGGGCUCGCGGCCGCGCUCGGCCGGCUGGCCGCGCCCUGGGGAGCCCUGCACGUCGGCCCUGGCGCCUUGGCUCAGCGGCCGGCCGGGCACGUCUUUGUCUCCGCGGCCGCGCGCGAGGGUCCCAGGUGCACCGCCGGGCCGAACCCUGGAGCGGAACAAAAGCCGGACGCCCCCAGCCGAGCGCCCCCGAGAUUGCUAAGUCGCUUGUCCAGAGCGGCGGGGACCGGCUCGCGGGGCGGGGAGGCCGGGAGCCGCGAACCAGCGGGUGUUUUCUCGUCCUCGCGGGUUCGCCGGAGGCGCUGAAGGACGGCGUCGAACGCGGGAGGGGAACAGGCCUCGCUUCCUUGACGCUUGCAGUGACGACGGACUUCGUUAAGUUGCAAACAGCGGUGCGGAAUAGUUUGCCUACUUUGAGUUUUGGAGCAGGUCCCGGUGUUCCGGAGGCCCAGUAGGCGUCCUGGUGCUUUAAGCGCGCUCCCAGGAAUCCGCAGAGCUCUGCCAGUUGGCCCUGGAGGCCUCAGAGAGGUCUUGGGGCUUGCACAAAGACUUGGAACCUCCGGAGUUUGUGGUCUCGGCUCCAGGAAACACGACAGCCUUGGGCCUGAGAAAGGACGGCUUUUGUGGUUUCCAUUUUGUCAUUAGGUUGGUACGGCAGUUGUAUUCCGUCAGUUACCGGAGUCCCUAGCCCUGUGCACCUGCGCAGGCACCCGGUGCAUUGAUCCUGUGAGAUGGCAGCCAUAAACCCGUGGGCCUCCUGGGGUGUCCUUACGGACCAGUCCUGGGGAAUUGCAGCUGUUGAUCCAUGGGCCUCCUGGGCUCUGUGUCCUCAGGACUGCCAUGUGGAAGAGAAUGCCGAGGAGGAGAGGAGGGCCACUGGGCUCCCAAAAGCCCAAAUCCAGGGACCUUUGUGAUUACACUGAGCCCUCCUGGUUCAUCCAAGGAACCAGUGACCUUCAAGGAUGUGGCUGUGGAUUUCACCCAAGAGGAGUGGGGGCAGCUGGACCCUGUUCAGAGAACCCUAUACCGUGAUGUGAUGCUGGAGACCUAUGGGCAUCUGCUGUCUGUGGGGAAUCACAUUGCCAAGCCGGAGGUCAUCUCUCUGUUGGAGCAAGGAGAGGAGCCAUGGUCCGUGGAACAGGCAUAUCCUCAAAGCACUUGUCCAGAGUGGAUGAGAAAUCUUGAAAGCAAAGCAUUGAUCCCAACACAAAGCAUUUUCGAGGAAGAACAAUCCCAUAGCAUGAAGUUGGAAAGAUACAUAUGGGAUGAUCCUUGGUUCUCCCGGUUAGAAGUCUUAGGAUGUAAAGACCAAUUAGAAAUGUAUCACAUGAACCAGAGUACAGCUAUGAGGCAAAUGGUCUUCAUGCAAAAGCAAAUACUAUCUCAAAGAGGUUCUGAAUUCUGUGAACUUGGAGCAGAGUAUAGCCAGAACUUAAACUUUGUUCCAUCUCAGAGAGUUUCUCAAAUAGAACAUUUCUAUAAGCCUGGUACAAAUGCUGAAAGCUGGCGGUGCAACUCAGCCAUAAUGUAUGCAGAUAAGAUUACCUGUGGAAACCAUGAUUAUGACAAAGCCUGCCACCAGUCCAUACAGCCUAUUCAGCCUGAAAAGAUACAAACUGGAGAUAAUCUUCUCAAAUGUACUGAUGCUGUUAAAUCUUUCAAUCAUAUACUACAUUUUGGUGAUCAUAAGGGAAUGCAUACAGGAGAAAAACUCUAUGAAUAUAAGGAAUGCCAUCAAAUCUUUAACCAGAGCCCAUCAUAUAAUGAACAUCCACGACUUCAUAUUGGAGAAAACCAGUAUGAUUACAAAGAAUAUGAGAAUAUCUUUUAUUUCUCAUCAUUUAUGGAACAUCAGAAAAUUGGUACUGUAGAGAAAGCAUAUAAAUAUAAUGAAUGGGAGAAAGUCUUCGGGUAUGACUCAUUCCUUACUCAACAUACAAGCACUUAUACCUCAGAGAAACCCUAUGAAUAUAAUGAAUGUGGGACAUCUUUUAUCUGGAGCUCCUACCUUAUCCAGCAUAAGAAAACACAUACUGGAGAGAAACCCUAUGAAUGUGAUAAAUGUGGAAAAGUGUUUAGGAAUCGUUCAGCCCUUACUAAACAUGAGCGUACUCACACUGGAAUAAAGCCCUACGAAUGUAAUAAAUGUGGAAAAGCCUUCAGCUGGAAUUCUCAUCUAAUUGUACAUAAAAGAAUUCAUACAGGAGAGAAACCUUAUGUAUGUAACGAAUGUGGGAAAUCUUUCAACUGGAACUCCCAUCUUAUUGGACAUCAGAGAACUCAUACCGGAGAAAAACCUUUUGAAUGUAAUGAAUGUGGGAAGUCUUUCAGCUGGAGCUCCCAUCUUAUUGCCCAUAUGAGAAUGCAUACUGGAGAGAAGCCCUUUAAAUGCGAUGAAUGUGAAAAAGCUUUCAGGGAUUACUCUGCCCUUAGUAAACAUGAAAGAACUCACUCUGGAGCAAAACCAUACAAAUGUACGGAAUGUGGAAAAUCCUUCAGCUGGAGCUCCCAUCUUAUUGCACAUCAGAGAACUCACACAGGAGAGAAACCCUAUAACUGUCAGGAAUGUGGCAAAGCAUUCAGAGAGCGCUCAGCCCUCACUAAACAUGAAAUAAUUCAUUCUGGAAUCAAGCCUUAUGAAUGUAAUAAAUGUGGAAAAUCCUGCAGCCAGAUGGCUCACCUCGUUAGACAUCAAAGGACUCAUACUGGAGAAAAGCCCUAUGAGUGUAAUAAAUGUGGGAAAUCCUUCAGCCAGAGCUGUCACCUUGUUGCUCAUCGGAGAAUUCACACCGGUGAGAAACCCUAUAAAUGUAAUCAAUGUGAAAGAUCCUUUAACUGUAGCUCUCACCUUAUUGCACAUCGGAGAACUCAUACUGGAGAGAAACCAUACAGAUGUAAUGAAUGUGGGAAAGCAUUUAAUGAGAGUUCUUCCCUGAUUGUACAUCUUAGAAACCAUACUGGAGAAAAACCCUACAAAUGUAAUCAUUGUGAGAAAGCUUUCUGUAAGAAUUCUUCUCUUAUUAUUCAUCAGAGAAUGCAUAGUGGAGAGAAACGCUUUAUAUGCAAUGACUGUGGAAAAGCCUUUAGUGGUCACUCGGCCCUACUUCAACAUCAGAGAAAUCAUAGUGAAGAGAAACUGUGAAUUGAAUUGAUAGAUCUUUCUUUUAUUGUACAUUUGGUAACACAUUGAAAAAGAAAAAAAAAAACCCCUAUAAACUAAGAGGGGAAAUUUUUUAGUAAGAAUCCAGGAAGACUUACUACUCAAUAGAACAUAUCUUCUUAGAAGAAACCUAUGAAUGAGAAGACUGGAAAAAGUUUUCAGAAGUUAUGUAGCCUUUAUUUAACUCAGAUAAUUACAGUGAAGAAAACUCCCAAACUCCCCUAAUGGUUCACCAGGAAUCCUACUUAAGGAACAUGAAUGUAGGAAAUGAGACUUCUUUUCGCAAGAGAUUUCAGCUAUUUGUGGAUCUGAGUGCAUUGUUGAGGGGAAAACCUUAUUCUGGGAGAAGUUUUUCAAUGACAAUACACUGUUUUGCAUCAAGCUGGAAUGAUGGAUGGGAAGCUUAGUGGAAGUACAGAUUUUGCUGUUGUAAAGGGAGGAUGUGGGUGUCCUUUAAGGAACAGAAUAUGAAAUACUAAAUCUGAAUUUAAGAAAAAAUAGUAUUGAAUGGGAUAUUUACUAUUGAUCAAGAUUAACCUUAGAAAAGAUUAGUAAAUGAGAUUACUAAUGGUGGAAAGAUUAUUACCUAGAAGUGUGAGACUGAUGGUGGAACAAGAGGUGACAGUUUAUGACCCAGUGUGUCAGUGUCCAUGGUUCACUCAUGAUUGCAUCGUUGGACAAUUCAUUUGUAAUUUGUUUUAGGCAAUCACUAAAGGUUAUAAUUGUGGACACUGCAUCAGUAUACAUAAUGUUAAGGAAUGAAAGAAUGCAAAGUUGUACAUACAUAUCUAUUAUAACAUCUUAAAAAAUGUAUACCAUCUGGAUAGAGACUGGAAGGACCCAUGGAGAAAUUAACCUUGUUAAUUUAAGAUUUUUUUUAAAGUUUUACAAACACAUACAGCACUUAUCAUGUGCUAGGCUUUGUUUUAAAUGCUUUUCAAAUA
Molecule: messenger RNA, 4514 nt
Organism: Lutra lutra (Eurasian river otter)
Lineage: Eukaryota; Metazoa; Chordata; Mammalia; Carnivora; Mustelidae
Product: zinc finger protein 606
Exons: 9
Coding region: 1216-3552 (778 amino acids)
Biological process (GO): regulation of DNA-templated transcription
Source: RefSeq, a predicted model, not a curated record